Messenger RNA from Archocentrus centrarchus (flier cichlid), 2030 nucleotides. Its product is annotated as heat shock protein beta-1-like. The transcript has 3 exons. The record is from RefSeq and is a predicted model, not a curated record. Gene Ontology annotation, cellular component: cytoplasm; nucleus. Gene Ontology annotation, biological process: protein refolding; response to heat; negative regulation of apoptotic process. The coding region runs from base 265 to 873 and encodes 202 amino acids. NCBI's taxonomy places the organism in Eukaryota, Metazoa, Chordata, Actinopteri, Cichliformes, Cichlidae.
CUCAUAAAUCAUUCGCAUCUCUUAGAUCCCUAUUACUGCCACGCAAGUGUUAAAAUGACCCACCCGGGUAUUUAAAGUGUGAGACUGGAGCAUGCAGAUGCCAAAGAACUCCUUUCCUCAAACCUCCUGCACACUUUCUCUCGGGCAAUCAAAAUACAGCUGCUCUGUUGUUUGGAUUCCGGUCGUCAGACUAGACUUGUUUGUCACAGUGGCGUUAUACUCUUUGCAGUCCUGUUCCUUUCUACUGAGCUGAUUUUCCAGGAUAUGGGUGAAGAAAAUAAAAUGUUAUCCCGUCCCAUUUUCCGCCGAGAUGUGGCCUGGGAUCCUUUCCCAAACUGGACACAACCGAGCCGUAUCUUUGCGCAGGAUUUUGGCCUCCCUCCUUUCCUGGAGCCUAGUGAUCUGGACUGGCUAGACUGGGCAAAGAAGAGACUGGCAUCUUUCUCCUGGCCAGGCUACACACAAAGCCCACUUCUGCCUCCAUUCACCAGUAUGCGGCCUACAGACCAGAAGGGUCUGAAACAACUGAUAAGUGGAGUAUCAGAAAUCCAAACAGGCCCAAAUUGCUGGAAGAUUAAUCUGGAUAUUAAUCACUUCUCACCUGAAGAGAUCACAAUCACAACCAAGGAGGGUUACUUACAAAUAUCAGGAACCCACGAAGAAAGGCAGGAUGAGCAUGGAUUGGUUUCAAGGUGCUUCACUCGUAAAUACAAGUUGCCACAAGGGGUUGACUUGCAGCAGAUCAGUUCAUCACUGUCUGCGGAUGGAGUCCUGUCUGUAGACGCCCCCGUCCCCGGGACAUCAAGCAGCAUCCCGGGCAAUGAGAUCGUCAUACCAGUUCAGAUCAGACAAAAGCAGGAGGAGGAAAAGUGAAACCAGGGAGCAGAACUUGAUUUAGCUCAUAUUAUGUGUAGCAACCUUUGCAGCACUGACAUAAAGAGAAGAAAAACCAGGUUGUUUUCCUGCCAUGAGAAACAAUUUGAUACUGCUCAGUGCAGUAAAGCACCACUUUAGUGUUUCAGAUCAGGCUCACAUUCAUUGGUAUCAAACAAACAUGAGUUUGAAUUAAAACUUUAUACACUGGUGUUUUAACUAAGCAGCACUAUAAACUGUCCUGAUAUCAUAUCAUCCUUAACAAAUGAAAAAAUUAGCAGAUUACAGGAUUAACAGGAAUCAGGUUGGUUUGUAAUAAUUGUACAUCCACUGAUCUGCUUCUCAAUGCAAACUGAAAAUGCUUGUCAGCUGGUCCACAAGAGGGCACUGAAGUUCUACUUAGAGUUACAUUUUUCCUCCUCAUGAGAACCACAUGUAAAUUUAGUUUCUUUUCUUCUUCAUAUAGACAUUUAUCAACAGCUCAUCUCAAAGGCCACCUGUUCAGUUUAUGUACACCUUCCAGAUUAGAGGCUUAUUGCCUCUAAUUAUUAGUUUUUUUUUUUUAAAAAGAUUUAUAAUAUAUAAAAUAAAUAGGAAUGUGCAAAAUAAAUUAUAUACAUGAAUAAAUAAAAUAAUGCUCUUUACAUACACUAAAUGGAAAAAUGCAACGUGUAAAGGAAAUUUCUUUCUUUUCUUUUCUUCUUCAGUUUUCUAUGGGACACAUUUAACUUAGGGCCACACUGACUUAGGAUGAUUCAGGCUCAGAUCUAUCUCAUAUAUCACUGGGCUGUGACAUUUGGGCCACAUCUGGCCCAUACAAUGCUUGCUAUUGCUGUAACUGAACCAUAAGUCUUUGAUCUGUCAAGCAAUCUGUAGGGGCGUCACCUUGAUUGUAUUGUAGAAGGAUAGACAGGACCCUAUCUGGUCUUUAUUGGUCUAAACAACAAAAAUUUCUAAGUAGACACGUGCACACUGUAGCUGCAUGGAAUGAGUUUAAAUAUGCCCCGGCCAGUCACAGCCUUCAGAACUAGCCAAUAAUAGAUCCUGGCAACACGUAUCCUUUGCUCUUGGUGAAGCUGAGCUUGCUACAAUAAAUGUUUUUGCAUAAAACAUUUGAGUGUCCUGACUGUUUUUCCUGCAUGAGUAAGACUUCCACA